AUGGACAGCCAAAAACCCUACUUGUUGACCGUGCGUGGCAACCCAUUAGACGAGUGGUGCACUGUUGAUCCCCAGUGUAUCAAUUCGCUUCCGAAAACUAUUCUUGCUGGUUAUGCACGAUACAAGGUUCGCCCUUAUAUUCCUACUCCUUUACGAUGUUUUAACUGUCAGAGGUUCGGCCAUUCGAAAAACGCUUGUCGAGGUAAACAGACUUGUUCCCGCUGUGCAUCCUUCGGACAUUCGAGUACAGAAUGCAAUGCAGAUCCCAAAUGUGCAAGGAAACUUGUGUAUCCCCAACCUUCUAAUACAUCAGCUUCAUUACCCUACUCACGAGUAGUCAAAAAUACUAUUUCUGGUUGUACUCAGACAGAUGAAAAAUUAACUCGAGUUGUUUGUCCUCCACUUACAAAGUUACAACCUUUUACAACUAAUAAAUCACAGCCAGAUACUAAUCCAUGUACUCCCGUUAUUGCUCAAAACCUUCCUUCACAAACUUCAAAGAAUCUUAAGAAAAAAGAAAAAUCAAAAUAUGAAACCAUAAAUUCGAAAUCAGCUGAUAAAAUGGAUGAAACCAGCUCUGAGCUUGAAACCAUAUCCACAGAUAAGUCCAAUCAAAAUACUGACACCGAAAUAGAAUCGGAUAAUACUAUUCAAUACAACCCUCACGAAACAAUUGAUGAAACCCCACCUGCUCCGGAACCUUCUACCGAUUUCACCUCAGUUGAGAAAACUGUUUUUACACAAGUUCCCCAAAAAUCGAACAGCGCCUUUAGACUCUCGGUUAUAGAUGCUCACUCUGAGAGAACAGCACCUGUAGGUGCUGAGGCGGAGUUACUCUUUCUGAACGAACAACGUCUUUUGGCGCCGUUCAUUUGUGACAUAUUCUACCCUGAAGCUCGCAUAAAAGAAAACUGGUUUUUGAAAAGAUCACGAGACAGCAUAAAUCGCCGGAAUGCUCGACAAUUGAAUCAAAUCCAUACAAAAGGAUUUAAAUCUUUGUGA
Molecule: messenger RNA, 1002 nt
Organism: Argiope bruennichi
Lineage: Eukaryota; Metazoa; Arthropoda; Arachnida; Araneae; Araneidae
Exons: 6
Coding region: 1-1002 (333 amino acids)
Molecular function (GO): zinc ion binding; nucleic acid binding
Source: RefSeq, a predicted model, not a curated record